AUGCAAAUCUUUGUCAAGACUUUAACUGGUAAAACCAUUACUCUAGAAGUAGAAUCUUCAGACACUAUCGAUAACGUCAAGUCCAAAAUCCAGGACAAAGAAGGUAUCCCACCUGAUCAACAGAGAUUAAUCUUUGCAGGUAAACAAUUAGAAGAUGGUAGAACAUUGUCUGAUUAUAAUAUUCAAAAAGAAUCAACUUUGCAUUUAGUGUUAAGACUAAGGGGUGGUGUGUGA
Messenger RNA from Naumovozyma dairenensis CBS 421, 234 nucleotides. Its product is annotated as ubiquitin family protein. Bases 1 to 234 code for a protein of 77 amino acids. The transcript has a single exon. Gene Ontology annotation, cellular component: cytoplasm; nucleus. The record is from RefSeq and is a predicted model, not a curated record. Gene Ontology annotation, biological process: modification-dependent protein catabolic process; protein ubiquitination. Lineage: Eukaryota; Fungi; Ascomycota; Saccharomycetes; Saccharomycetales; Saccharomycetaceae. Gene Ontology annotation, molecular function: protein tag activity; ubiquitin protein ligase binding.